AUGGCAAUAAAUGUUCCAGUGAGUGCAGUUCCAGCAAUGACAGCCCUGCUAAACCCGAAGGCAUCACUCUUCGGCGGAGCCUCGGGGGUAGGCUCCGCCGACGGAGUUGGAGUAGCCAUGGUUGGUGCCGGCGGUGAAGCCACACUAGGACCUGGAGAUGGUGACUUGGGAGAAGGAGAUGGUGAUGGGGUAUGUGUAGGGGUCGGAGAUGGAGAUGGUGAUUUGGGUGACGGAGCCGGAGCGGGGACUGGUGUCGGAGUUGGUGGCGCAACCACUGGGGACGGUGAUGGUGUGGCGGUGGGUGAGAUUUUUGGUGCUGCCCCUGGAGCUUGUGCUAUGCAUGAAGUGGCGAAAAGAGCCAAAAGCAUGAAGAGUUGGAGACCUGAAGAAGAACCCAUCUUCAAAGAAACAGCAAAGCAAAGAAUAAGUCAUGAUUAA
Molecule: messenger RNA, 438 nt
Organism: Ilex paraguariensis (yerba mate)
Lineage: Eukaryota; Viridiplantae; Streptophyta; Magnoliopsida; Aquifoliales; Aquifoliaceae
Source: the annotation of a GenBank genome assembly